AUGUGCCAACGAUACCACAUAACAUACAGCUGCUACCCUCAAUGCAAGACUGGAAAAAAAGAUCCUCUGCAAUUAGUCCGUUGUGAAUUAUUCCGCGAUACGAAAAAUUUACCAUGGGAUAAUGAUAGAUGUAGUGAUGAAAACGGUGGGAAUGGUAGAAGGAUUUCACUUCAGAGGUUGAGAUUGAGACAUCGCUGUUCUAGCUGUGUUACGAAAGCAGUGGCUGCGAGAGUGAUGGAGAGAAAUGAGAGAGAGGAAAGAGAGAGGAAUGCGGAGAGGAGAGGAGAGAGGGGUGAUGUUUUGAGACAAUUACGAUUGGAGGAAGAUGAGGAGGAAGAGGUGACUCCUAAAGUUAGUCAGUAUCAAUUCGCUAGCGCUAAUUUCCCUGUGUGUGGUCAUGAUCCUGGUGGAAAAGUGAAUUUUGAUGUAGAAGCAGACUUGACAGCAAAGAUGGAAGACGAAUUGAAAGCCGGAGCAAGUUCCGAAUACAUCGCUCAUAGACCUGCUUCUGCACCUGCUACUCCUCCUUUGUCCCUAAUGCCCAUGUUGUUGAGUGACACUCUAAAGAUGGAAGAAGGGCCUCCGGAAUUCCUUGCCGACAGUGAUGGGGACUUUGGUUUGGGCAUUUAUUUCUAG
Messenger RNA from Sclerotinia trifoliorum, 636 nucleotides. NCBI's taxonomy places the organism in Eukaryota, Fungi, Ascomycota, Leotiomycetes, Helotiales, Sclerotiniaceae. The record is from the annotation of a GenBank genome assembly.